AUGUGGAACCUUAUCAACUACAACUACAGCGGGGGAGAAGCAACUGCCGACGGCAAUGGUGACGGAAACGCUGCUAGCGAAAAUGGCAACGCCACCGGCAACAACUACAACCUCUGGAGCAUGCUAGGAUAUGAGGACAAUCCCAGUGCAGAAAAAGAAGCUAGCCAAAAUAACAUUGACCAAAAGGAAGUCCACCCAAAGGGGAAAAAAAAAAAAAAAGCAUCGAAACAUUUCGUGAGAGUGAUUGACGAAGAUGGCAACGACGUUCUAGACAAAACGCUUGGGGAAAACAUAAACGAAAUGGACGAAGAUUCAUCAGAUAAAAAGAAAAAGAAGAAGAAGAAAAAAAAAAAAAGCAGAAAAACAUUUGACUAGAUGAGCGGGGAGGAAGCACCUGUGGAAGAAGCCUCUGUGGAAGAAGCCCCUGCGGAAGAAGCCCCUGCGGAAGAAACCCCUGCGGAAGAAACCCCUGCGGAAGAAGCCUCUGCGGAAGAAGCCUCUGUGGAAGAAGCCACUGUGGAGGCCGCCAGCUUGAGUGAAGAAGACGGUGGAGGUCAGGCCGGGCAGGAAACCGCCUCCGCCAUGGCCAAUGAAUGGUUCUUUGGAAAAAUCAAAGAAAUCCUGGAGCCAAGCAUGAACCAGGAAGCAAUAAGCGAAAUGAUAACGAACAAAUAUAACAGCUUCAAUGAAGCCAACUCUGGCAUUUUUAAUCUAAUAGAGAACCUACUCGUCCGUACAAACACCCAAGAAAAAACAGAACUAAAUAAAAAACAAAGAAGCAGCUACCUGUACAAUCAUUACAACUCUAUGGAUUCUUCCGUAAAUGAACAUUACAAUUUUGUUAACUAUUCCAUUUACUGCAUUAACAAAGAAUUAGCUGCCAAUGUGGAGUUGGAGGCGACCAAAAUGAUAAAAAUUUACAACUAUGCUUUUACCAAAUUUAAAAAGGAUAUAAAUUUUAAGGACCAAAUUUUUUCCGACUUGGUGAAUGAGGCGGACGAGGUCUCCACCUUGAUAGUUAAUGAGAAAAACAACCAAAAGAAGAGGAUCCCAAAAAUUGAUUUCCUCAUUUUGGUAAAUAUCAACAGUGAUAACUACAACAACAUAAUCGAAUCGCACAGUGUUCAAACGCCCAAAUUGAAGCUCGAGGAAAUUUUUAAAAUUAACGUGAAUUGA
Plasmodium cynomolgi strain B is the source of this 1176-nucleotide messenger RNA. RefSeq lists its product as hypothetical. Bases 1 to 375 code for a protein of 124 amino acids. Lineage: Eukaryota; Apicomplexa; Aconoidasida; Haemosporida; Plasmodiidae. The record is from RefSeq and is a predicted model, not a curated record. The transcript has 4 exons.